Molossus molossus (Pallas's mastiff bat) is the source of this 1479-nucleotide messenger RNA. RefSeq names its product SEC22 homolog A, vesicle trafficking protein (gene SEC22A). Gene Ontology annotation, biological process: endoplasmic reticulum to Golgi vesicle-mediated transport. The record is from RefSeq and is a predicted model, not a curated record. Lineage: Eukaryota; Metazoa; Chordata; Mammalia; Chiroptera; Molossidae. The coding region runs from base 343 to 1416 and encodes 357 amino acids. The transcript has 9 exons.
GCUAUUGGGGAGAGAAUAUCAAGUCCAGUACUCAGAUUCUCAAUGACUUUGCUGCUGUUGUCUAAGGCAUAUGCAAUCUUUUUCCAGUAUUAAAGCCUGGUUCUGUCAACCCUUAGCCUUAGUUCCACCUUGCAGAUUUAAAAAUACAGUUCAAAUAAAGUCAACCCUCUACCACAAGCAAGGGAAGAUCCUGGAUCCAGGAGACAAUUCACCCAAGUUUACCCACUGCAACAGGGAGCCGGCAGGCUCAAUGAGCCCUUUGCUGGAUCCUAGUGCCAGGUCUGGGUCCACAGUGUGGUCCUGGGUGAGCUUCUUUGGAAUCCUACCAACUAUGCCAAGUAAAUGUCAAUGUCUUCUCUGUCGGUUGAAAUGUCUAUGAUUAUAUCUGCCUCAGUCAUUCGUGUCAGAGAUGGACUGCCACUUUCUGCUUCUACUGACAAUGAACAAGGCACAGGCGUGCAGGAGUGCAGAAAGUAUUUUAAAAUGCUCUCAAGGAAACUUGCUCAGCUUCCUGAUAGAUGUACACUGAAAACUGGACAUUAUAACAUAAAUUUUAUUAGCUCUCUGGGAGUGAGCUACAUGAUGUUGUGCACUGAAAGUUACCCCAAUGUUCUGGCCUUCUCUUUCCUGGAUGAGCUUCAGAAGGAGUUCAUUACUACUUAUAACAUGAUGAAGACAAACACUGCUGUCAGACCAUACUGUUUCAUUGAAUUUGAUAACUUCAUUCAGAGGACCAAGCAGCGAUAUAAUAAUCCUAGGUCUCUUUCAACAAAGAUAAAUCUGUCUGACAUGCAGACAGAAAUCAAGCUGAGACCCCCUUAUCAAAUUUCCAUGUAUGAACUGGGGUCAGCCAAUGGAGUCACAUCUGCAUUUUCUGUUGACUGUAAAGGUGCUGGUAAGAUUUCUUCUGCUCACCAACGACUGGAACCAGCAACUCUGUCAGGGAUUGUGGCAUUUAUCCUUAGUCUUUUAUGUGGAGCUCUGAAUUUAAUUCGAGGCUUUCAUGCCAUAGAAAGUCUCCUGCAGAGUGAUGGUGAGGAUUUUAAUUACAUCAUUGCAUUUUUCCUUGGAACAGCAGCCUGUCUUUACCAGUGUUAUUUACUUGUCUACUACACUGGCUGGCGGAAUGUCAAAUCUUUUUUGACUCUUGGCUUAAUCUGUCUGUGCAACAUGUAUCUCUAUGAACUUCGCAACCUCUGGCAGCUUUUCUUUCACGUGACUGUGGGAGCAUUUGUUACACUACAGAUCUGGCUAAGGCAAGCCCAGGUGGAAUCUGGUUGGAGAGAUGCUUGGCUCCGUCUCUGUCGGGCCAUGUCUGGAAUCUCAUUAGAGGCCUGGAUUGUCAGGCUGCACACAGACCCCGUUAGUCCUGGGAGCCUCAACCCCGUGUCGCAGAAGUGCUGCUGCGGAAGUUAGCUGCCCCCAGAAAGGCUUGGCCUUUCUUCCAGAACGUGUACUGAGCAACCCAAGGACCACUCG